Molecule: messenger RNA, 3480 nt
Organism: Purpureocillium takamizusanense
Lineage: Eukaryota; Fungi; Ascomycota; Sordariomycetes; Hypocreales; Ophiocordycipitaceae
Exons: 1
Coding region: 1-3480 (1159 amino acids)
Biological process (GO): transmembrane transport
Cellular component (GO): fungal-type vacuole; fungal-type vacuole membrane
Molecular function (GO): ABC-type peptide transporter activity; ATP binding; ATP hydrolysis activity
Source: RefSeq, a predicted model, not a curated record
AUGGUUUUGCCCCUGUGCUCUGGAGACGAAGGCUUUUGGCACGAUGGGCGCGUCUCGGCGUGUGUCUCCCGCGACGUGCUGGGCUUCUUCGUGCCUUUGGCCGCCGCUGCCGUCUCCCUCGUGGCUCUGUGCAUUUGUCUCGCACUGAUGCACACAACUGCUGGACACGAAGCACGGCAUUAUUCCGUUGUCGGCGGCAUCGGCGACCAGGCACAAAUCCAAGAUGGCCACGCAGCCGCACCCGAGCCAGAUGAGGACGAAGAGGAAGAGUAUCUGAUCAGCUGGCUCUUCACGGGAGAAGAAACCCCCCGGGGAAGUUCUCUUCGCGGCUCACAAACAGAGCACGGAAGUCAGAACGCAGCAGAGCCGGACAACGAGGGUUUUGGUGUGCGUUUUGUCAACAACGACGCGUAUGAGGCGCCUCAGGUCGUUGUCACUCCAUCACCAACCGCGGCGGUCAUCGAAGCGUUGGCCAUCUUCGCGGACGCUUUGGUACACUUUUCUUCCUACAUGAUGUUUCCCUUCGAAAACACUUUUCGCACCCUCAUCACCCCGAUCAUCAUGGCCAACUACCUGUUUGCACUCGUGGUCAGCCGGAUUUGGAGCAAGACCGGUCGACAUCGAUCUACCUUCCAGAAGCAUUCCUUUACUCUGUACGCGAUGCAGUGGUUUUGCUUGCUGGUAUCGGCGCACUCUUCUCUGGUGCAAAACAAAAACAAGCUCUGGGCCGCUCUAGCCUUGCUUCGUCUCGCUGCCUUCACCACCCUACUUGCCCUGCAUGCGACAGCACCGCGGCAGUCGACGGGGAACCAGGAUGAGUACAUGUCCCAGAUGACUGAGCCAGCAAUCGAGGACACAUCGAGUUUGUUUUCGCUCCUCACCUUCUCUUGGAUGACAAACUACGUGGUCAAAGGCCAGAGAUCUUCACUUGGGCAGCCCGACCUCGGUCAUCUUGGGCAUGAUCAGAAAGCAGCACGGCUGGCCGCCGCAUAUAGGCAGACGCCGAGCUCGCUAGCAAACACUGCGAAACUUCUCAUUCAUUUUCUGAAGGGCGACAUUUUCAUUCAAGGCAUUUGGGCCGUGUCCAUGAGCAUCAUGCUCUUUGCCCCGGCCGAGCUUCUACGGGCGAUUCUGACACAUCUCGACCAGCCAGAGUACAUCCACCACAGCACGGUCUGGCUCAUUAUCUUGGGAAUUUUUGUCUCAAAACUUCUUACUGGGAUCGCCACCACUCAGUGCGACUGGGCAGGCGCCAAGCUCGAGGCUAAGUUGAAGGGAGUGCUGCUCAACGAACUCAUGGCCAAGGCAACGCGACGAAGCUCCUCGCGGUGGUUCCCCCAACCCAUGGGGGCCAUCAAUCAGCAGGAGCCUACAGACUCCGUUUGCGUCAAGACGCUCAUCGGUCUCAUCAAGGUGGACGCAGACGUUGUGAGCACUCUAGGCAGCCACAUACACGUUUUGUGGCUCAGCGGCCCUGUGCAAGUCCUCGCCGCCAGUUUCGUUCUUUUCAACAUCGUCGGCAUGAGUGGCCUUGCCGGCGUGGCCUGCUCUUUUGCCUUGCUCCCCCUUUAUCCGCAUUUGUUGAGAAAGCAGACUGCGGCGGAGCAGCAUAAACUUCAGAUUGCGGAGACGAGAUCGACGCUCAUGGCCGAGUUUGUGUCUGGCAUUCGCAUCAUCAAAUACUACGCCUGGGAAGCCUGCUUCCAGAGUCGCGUUUCUGCACUCCGCGAGGCAGAACUCACAAAGUCUCGGGAGCGGAUGUUUUGGUGGUCCGUUUCCAUGACGGUCGGGUACUCAAUGCCGCUCGCUACGACGACGGUGACUUUGUUCCUGCACUGCUUUGUGGCCGGGCAUCGGCUUACAGCCGCGACCUUCUUUCCAACACUUGCCGCUUUUGCUGCUCUACGAGCUCCGUUGGACCGUCUCUCGGACAUUACCGGUUUUUUCCCAGCCGCCCGAGCCUCAAUGCUCAGAAUCACGGAAUUCCUCACGGAGCCCGAUGUCCCCCAGCCACCUUCCCCACGACAGCGUCUUGACAUCGUUGGAUUCGAAGGCGCCUCGUUCAGAUGGACCAAUUCGGGCACGCAAGUACCUGAAGAGACGGAACCACUGUUGGUGUCACCACCAACAGAGUUCGGACUCACUGAUGUGAGCAUCUCUUUUGCCGUGGGCAAAUUCAAUGCAGUCGUUGGCCACAGAGGAGCUGGAAAGUCGUCGCUCCUGUUGGCACUCUUAGGCGAGAUGGAACUCGUCACUGGUCGUGUCCAUCUUCCGGUCGACGAGGACAGCACACGAUCUCUUCGAGCACGUUAUCCGUUUUGCCCCUCCGACUCGGUCGCCUACUGCGCUCAGACGCCCUGGAUCCAGAACGACACUCUUCGAUCCAACAUAACCUUCGGGCUUCCAUUUGAUUCGUGGCGUUACAAGUCUGUGCUCGAGGCUGUCGCUUUGAUGCAUGACCUACCGCAACUUCAGAACGGCGACCUCACCGUCGCAGGCGAAAAUGGCUGCUGCCUGUCGGUCAGUCAGAGGCAGCGCUUGGCACUCGGUCGAGCUCUCUACAGCACUGCCAAAGUAGUCCUCAUCGACGACCUGCUCAGCGCGCUUGACAACUCCACGGCCAAGCACGUGUUGCUCAGAGCCAUCAAAGGGCCUCUGAUGUAUGGCCGAACUUGCAUCGUGGCAACUUGCCAAGCUCGGAUGGCUGUCCCAUUUUGCGACUUUGCCGUCCGUCUCGACCAUGGCAAGGUUUCGGCCCAGGGAACGCCGCAAGAGCUCGUCGCCGCUAGAGCUGUGUCUCGCAAUCUUCUCACGGACUUGCCUGAGAUAUUCAAAAACGUGCCGCCGCUGCCGGAUAUUCCGUACAAGGAUACGUUUCUGUCCAAGAACUUUUCGAGGGUGCCGACGGACCGACCCAAGGACGCGAUCGUGACGCAGUAUGAAGUGGACAAGCUGGGCGGCACUGCUAGCUGGGCGGCUCUGAACACUUACAUCCGAGCGAUGGGACCGCUGCACUACCUGCUGGCAGUACUUGGCGCAUUUGCUGCUCAGCAGGCGCUCAUGUUGACGUUGAGCCUCUGGGCCACCACAUGGAUCGCGGCGGACGAUACCUCAAGCGUUGCUCGACCCGGACUCUACGUUGGCACCUUCGCUGCCAUGGUUGCUGUCUACGUUCUCUCAUGCCGACUCAGCGACGUGGCAGCAUGCCGUAGUAUCGUGGCGGCAUCCCGGUCGAUUCAUGAGCGUCUAGUCACCGCCAUCUUCCACGCAACAUUUGGGUUCUUGGAACAGACGCCUACUAGAGAGAUACUGAGGCGAUUCACCAACGACGUGGAUACGGUGGAUCAGGACCUGGCAGCGCUGUUCCUCAGCACCCUGCAGCUCUCUUCGAAACUUGCCAUGAGCCUGGGCGUCAUCUCAGUCAUUUUCCCCUUGUUGUUGCCCGCGGCUGCAUUUUCCUGUCUGGCCUAUGUGGCAUAG